UGUUCUCUUCAACUCACGCCUUUCUUAACCCGAACCAAAUCUCAGGGGGAGAGGGAAGAGAGGCGGAUCGAACGUAGCAGUAGACUGAGAGCCCAUGGCCGCUUCCUCCUCCGUGAACGCCGCCCGAGCCCUCGUGGGCCUCGCCGUCUUCGACCAUGGCUCAUCUUCCAACGCCCGCCCCGACCGCGUCGCCCUCCCGGCCGGCGGAUCCGCCCUCAGCUCCCACGCCGCCUGGUCACUCACGUCCUCUCCCCGCUUCCAGCAGUGCACCUCUCGCCGACGGCCCAAGCCCUGCUCCUCUCGUCGCGCUGCGCCCGCCAGGGCCGCUGCGGUGGAGACCCUCGAGGCCGCCGCCACGGAUGCCCUCGUGGAGAAGUCCGUCAACACCAUCCGGUUCCUCGCCAUCGACGCCGUCGAGAAGGCCAACUCAGGCCACCCGGGCCUCCCCAUGGGGUGCGCGCCCAUGGGCCACAUCUUGUACGACGAGGUCAUGAAUUACAACCCCAAGAACCCCUACUGGUUCAACCGCGACCGGUUUGUGCUCUCCGCCGGCCAUGGAUGCAUGCUCCAAUACGCCCUGCUCCAUCUUGCUGGCUACGAUAGCGUCAAGAUGGAAGACUUGAAGCAAUUCCGUCAAUGGGGAAGCAAAACUCCUGGUCAUCCUGAGAACUUCGAGACACCAGGAAUUGAAGUCACUACUGGUCCGCUCGGUCAAGGUGUUGCUAAUGCUGUUGGUUUGGCUCUUGCUGAGCGACACCUAGCUGCCCGUUUCAAUAAGCCUGACAAUGAGAUUAUUGACCAUUACACAUAUGUGAUGCUUGGGGAUGGUUGCCAAAUGGAGGGCAUCGCAAACGAAGCUUGUUCUCUUGCUGGGCACUGGGGUCUAGGGAAACUUAUCGCUUUUUACGAUGACAACCACAUCUCCAUUGAUGGUGACACAGAGAUUGCAUUUACAGAAGAUGCUAUUGAUCGUUUUGAGGCUCUCGGAUGGCAUACCAUCUGGGUGAAGAAUGGAAACACCGGGUAUGAUGAUAUUCGUGCUGCCAUUAAGGAAGCAAAGGCAGUGAAAGACAAACCGACUCUUAUCAAGGUCACUACGACCAUUGGAUAUGGAUCACCAAACAAGGCAAACACAUACAGCGUGCAUGGAAGUGCAUUGGGUGCCAAGGAAGUUGAUGCAACUAGGCAAAGCCUCGAAUGGCCAUAUGAACCUUUCUAUGUGCCUGAGGAUGUGAAGAGUCACUGGAGCCGCCAUGCCCCUGAAGGUGCUGCUCUUGAAGCUGAGUGGAAUGCCAGAUUUGCGGAGUAUGAAGAGAAGUACAAGGAGGAUGCUGCAGAGCUGAAAGCUAUCAUAUCAGGAGAAUUGCCCGCUGGAUGGGAGAAAGCCCUUCCGAGAUAUACUCCUGAAAGUCCUGCAGAUGCAACUAGAAAUUUAUCGCAGCAGAACCUAAAUGCACUUGCAAAAGUACUACCUGGGCUUCUUGGUGGUAGUGCGGACCUCGCAUCCUCCAACAUGACAUUGUUGAAGAUGUUUGGUAACUUCCAAAAGGGCACACCUGAGGAGCGGAAUGUUCGUUUCGGGGUUAGGGAACAUGGGAUGGGUGCCAUCUGCAACGGCAUUGCCCUUCACAGCCCUGGUCUUCUCCCUUACUGUGCUACUUUCUUUGUUUUCACCGACUACAUGAGAGCUGCCAUGAGGAUUUCGGCCUUGUCUGAGGCAGGAGUCAUCUAUGUGAUGACACAUGAUUCAAUUGGUCUUGGGGAAGAUGGCCCUACCCAUCAGCCAAUUGAGCAUUUGAUAAGCUUCCGAGCCAUGCCCAACAUUCUGAUGCUCAGGCCUGCUGAUGGGAACGAGACUGCUGGGGCCUACAAGGUUGCGGUGCUCAACAGGAAGAGACCGUCAGUCCUUGCUCUCUCACGACAGAAGCUUCCUCAACUUCCAGGAACAUCAAUUGAAGAUGUUGAGAAGGGAGGAUAUACCAUUUCUGAUAAUUCUACUGGUAACAAACCAGAUCUGAUUUUGAUCGGCACUGGUUCAGAAUUGGAGAUUGCAGCGAAGGCCGCAGAUGAGCUAAGGAAGGAGGGGAAAACAGUACGUGUGGUAUCUCUUGUUUGCUGGGAGUUGUUUGAUGAGCAACCAGACGAAUACAAGGAGAGUGUCUUCCCUGCUGCUGUCACUGCAAGGAUUAGUAUCGAAGCAGGGGUCACGCUUGGAUGGGAGAAGUAUGUCGGAAGCAAAGGCAAGGCGAUCGGGAUUGACCGGUUUGGAGCAAGUGCUCCUGCUGGGAGAAUAUACAAGGAGUUUGGCAUAACAGCAGAGAGUAUUAUUGCGGCAGCCAAAUCUCUGUGAGGUAAGCUCUGUCAGUGAUCACAAGGAGAAUUUAGAUUUCAGUGUCAGUUUGAGGAUUCUCUAGGGCAAAGGAACCUUGCUUAGUAGAUUGAAACCUUGCCUUAAACCUGCAAUAAAAUUUUCAAAUGUCCUUGAGCUUUUCCUUUCUCAUAAUUGAUGGAGUUUUCUUCUUUAAUGAAUGAUUGCAUUUAGUUGUGCAACAAACCGUAAUAUGUAUUAAUUAUUUGAAUGUCGAAUACUGUUUCAGGAAUUUGUUUGGAUUAACUAGUCCGUUUUA
Musa acuminata subsp. malaccensis (wild Malaysian banana) is the source of this 2627-nucleotide messenger RNA. Its product is annotated as transketolase, chloroplastic. The record is from RefSeq and is a predicted model, not a curated record. Gene Ontology annotation, molecular function: transketolase activity. Gene Ontology annotation, cellular component: cytosol. Gene Ontology annotation, biological process: pentose-phosphate shunt. NCBI's taxonomy places the organism in Eukaryota, Viridiplantae, Streptophyta, Magnoliopsida, Zingiberales, Musaceae.